Mycena indigotica is the source of this 1908-nucleotide messenger RNA. Its product is annotated as UBR-type domain-containing protein. Bases 1 to 1908 code for a protein of 635 amino acids. The transcript is spliced from 11 exons. The record is from RefSeq and is a predicted model, not a curated record. NCBI's taxonomy places the organism in Eukaryota, Fungi, Basidiomycota, Agaricomycetes, Agaricales, Mycenaceae.
AUGUCGACUGGAACCCUGGAAAGUAGCAAGCAAGAGGAAACUCUUGCAGAAUAUAUAGCUUCGCAAGAUGAUCUCGUAAAACAAGCAGGAGAAGCCUUGCCCCACCAAUUCUCACAUUGCACCUAUGCCCUAGGGUCACUAAGGCCGUCUAUCUCUGUCUUACGUGUCCCGAAACGCGUGGCUUUUGCGCUGCUUGCUCAGUCGCGUGCCAUACUCACCAUGAACAAGUCGAAUUAUUUCCGAAACGAAACUUCCGCUGUGAUUGUCCGACCACCGCAGUUGCUCAUCAGUGAUUGGUUUCACGAGUCAUGUUGCAUGCUUCGUACCAGGCCAGACCCUCUUGAAUCUGAACCUCCCCCGCAAGAAGAUGUGGUCGACGAUGCCGCAUCAGAAGCAUCCUCCUCCGGCCUACCUCCGCCACUUAUAGCUGCAGCCGACUACGAUGCUUUCGUUUGUCGAGCAUGUGUGCGGAAAAUUCCCAGCCUACAACGUGUCAUCGGGACCCCUAUGGCCACCACAGUCUUUCGCAAAGAUGUGAACACGCCCUGGACACCAUUUAGAGGGACAGAAGACGACGCGACUGUGAUCGUUGCAGAAACCGCAGUUAUUGGUGAAAAACGCCCUUCAUCGCCUGGAGCGACGGAGCCUGCCCCAAAGCGAGCGCGAACAGAAUCAUCCUCUGAGCUUUGUCUGGCACCGGCGUCACUCGCAACCCUCCAAUCAACUUAUACCUCUGAAAAUGUGGAUUGGGACAAGGCGCUUUUCACCGGAGACGCAUUUCUUGUGGACGACUUCCGGAGUAAGUGGUGUCGCUGCAAGUCGUGUCUUCCGUCCCUCGAAGCGCAUCCGUACUUGCUAGAGGAGGAAGAAACUUACGAGCCACCUGAGGAUCCCGAUUCCGGGUUGAGUCUAGAAGAACUCGGUAUGCGUGCGCUCGAACGUUUACCGCGAGACCGGGCAAUCGACGGAAUCCUCGCUUUCAACUCGAUGCGCGAUAAACUGCGAUCAUAUCUUCGACCCUUUGCAGAAGAAGGAAAAGUCGUCGGGGAGGCAGACGUGCAGGGGUUUUUCGAAGAAUUGCGGGAGGCGAGGACCUCCUCGGGGUUUGGCAAACACCUCGUCGAGUCGGUUUUGGCACGUGGUGACCGUGUCAUUGCAAUCGCCCGCUCGCUCGACUCGCUCGCCCAUCUAGCGAACACUCCCAACGUCGCAACACGAGCACUUGACGUCACUGCGGGUGCAUCGGCCGUCAGCUCCGUUAUCACCGAAGCCGUCAGCAUUUUCGGCAGGCUUGAUGUUCUGGUUUGCAAUGCAGGAGCUGGGUUUCCAAGCUUGUUGGAGGAAGGAGGUUCAGAUAUAUUGCGAAAGCACAUGGAAGUCAACGUCUUUGGAACCAUGGAUGUCAUCACUGCUGCACUUCCUCACCUUCGGGCACAAAGGGCCGGUACAAUAGUCAUUAUCGGCAGUCGUAGUGCAUGGAAGCCCGACAUCCCGGCCCUUGCAGUCUACGGCUCUUCGAAGGCAGCAAUGCAUGCUUUAGCAGAAGGCCUCACAGCUGAGCUUUCACAAUUCAAUAUUCGUGUUUUGCUCGUGGAACCUGGUGCCUUCCGUACGAAUGUUGCGCGUCAUGGUAUCAAGCUUGACAAUCCGAUCGCUGACUACGACGACAUGCGUGCGGUCAGCAAAGCACGAUUUGGGUCUCUUCAGGGGUCAGAGCCGGGUGAUCCAAGCAAGGCCAUGGAAAUUGUUGUCGAUAUAGUGCGGGAAGAAGGGUGCGCCAAGGGGAGACCAUGGCCAGGACGCAUUGCCUUGGGACCUGAUUGUGAACGAGACAUUAGAGCAAAAGUUGAACAGGAGCUCAAGAUGCUGGACGAUUGGCAAGACGUAGUUCGCUCUACGAAUUUCUAG